Polistes dominula (European paper wasp) is the source of this 3922-nucleotide messenger RNA. It is a transcript of the gene mib2, whose product is annotated as E3 ubiquitin-protein ligase mind bomb 2. NCBI's taxonomy places the organism in Eukaryota, Metazoa, Arthropoda, Insecta, Hymenoptera, Vespidae. Gene Ontology annotation, biological process: protein ubiquitination. Gene Ontology annotation, cellular component: cytoplasm. The record is from RefSeq and is a predicted model, not a curated record. Gene Ontology annotation, molecular function: zinc ion binding; protein binding; ubiquitin-protein transferase activity.
AGCGGUGUGACGUUGAUUUAACUUUUCAUUUUGUUAUAAUAAAAUAAAAUUGUAAAAAUAUAUAAAGGUGUAACUGUUUUGUAGUGACAAGAUUCUUGUAUGCUCUGUCUCUUUCCUUUGUAUUUAAUAAUGAUUUGUCAAAAUCAAUGCUGCAUAAGCCAUUUGUAGAAUGAAACGCAGCAUCAUUAAAAUGACAUUAAAUCUGUCACUCUUUGAAUACGCUAUUUGAUAAAUUCUAUUGUUAUUAUAAAUUUUACGAUUGUGUGUGUGAAAAGAUGUCUGCGAAUAGGUUAUUUAAUGCUUACGUUAUUUUAAUAUGGGUUUUCUAAGUUUUCUUAAUAUUUUCUUUAUCACAUAAUUAAUGGUAUUUAUCAUGAGUAAUAACUGCAUAUGUAAUUUAGUCAAUCUGACAAGCUGAAUCAAUUGUACUUUAUAAUUAUAAUGUACUUUAGUAUUCUUAUGAAAAGAAUAAAGUGGUUUUAAGUGACAUUUGUAAAGAAAUCGUAGUUAGUGACAUGUUUGGAACAUCAGUUUUGUGCUGUGUAGAAAGGAAUGAGGUUUCUACUGUUGUUUUAUCUUAACUGUGCAAUUUAUCUGCAUACAUUUGUAACAUUCUCUAGCUUACAUAUAAUAGUGAUUUAACGCUUAAAAAUAGAACACUUCCAAAAAUGCUGGAAGUAGGCUUACGUGUUGUGCGUGGUCAAGAUUGGAAAUGGGAGGACCAAGAUGGUGGAGAAGGUCAUGCCGGUACAGUGGUAGAAAUUGGUAAACCACCAUCUGGAAGUUCAGCUUCUAGUCCUAAUCCUGCUGAUAGAACGCCUGACAAGACUGUUAUCGUUCAGUGGGAUCAUGGUUCUAGAAGUAAUUAUAGAAUUGGAUAUCAAGGAGCUUAUGAUUUGCUUGUCUUUGACAACGCAGCUAUCGGUGUAAAACACUGUAAUAUUAUUUGUGAUGGAUGUAAAAAGCGUGGCAUAAUUGGUAUGAGAUGGAAGUGUACAGAAUGCUCUGAUUAUGAUUUAUGCACACAAUGCUAUAUGGCAGAUGUACAUGAUUUAACUCAUACUUUUCAAAGAUUUCAAACUCCUACUUCUAUAGAGAUACAACUGAGUGCGAGAGAAGGUUGUACCAAGAUACCUUUGAAAGGUAUUUUCAUCGGAGCAAAAGUAGUUCGUGGACCAGAUUGGGAAUGGGGAAAUCAAGAUGGAGGUUCAGGUAAAAGUGGAAGAGUUAUGGAUAUUCGUGGUUGGGAUAAUGAAAGCAGCCGUUCAGUUGCUACCGUCACAUGGUCUACAGGAAGUACUAAUGUCUAUCGACUUGGAUAUAAAGGUUGCGUAGAUUUAUGUUAUAUAGAAGAAGCCACUGCUGGUACCUAUUAUAAGGAACAUCUUCCACUUCUUGGUCAACCUGUAAUCGUAUAUCCAGACAGUAAACACGAUUCUGUAUUGAACAGAGGCAGUACUCCUAAUGUUGUUGUUUCUAGUCUUCGUCAAUCAACAUUUAACAUUGGAGAUAAAGUCAAAGUUUUGAUUCAAGUAGAAGCUCUUAAAGAAAUGCAAGAUGGUCAUGGUGGAUGGAAUCCACGCAUGGCAGAAUAUAUAGGAAAGAUUGGGACUGUUCAUCGGGUAACAGACAAGGGAGAUAUUCGUGUACAAUACGAAGGUUGUAAUAACAGAUGGACAUUUCAUCCAAAAGCUUUAACGAAAGUAACAAGCAAAGAUAUAUUCUCUCUUGGAGAUAUAGUUAGAGUAAAAAAUGAUUUAAUUACGGUGAAACAUUAUCAACGAGGACACGGAGAAUGGAUAGAUGUAAUGAAAACAGCUCUUGGAAAAACUGGAAAAAUAAUAAAAAUAUAUUCGGAUGGAGAUCUGCGUGUAGCACUGGAUGGCCAUACGUGGACAUUUAAUCCUUUGAGCGUAUCAUUGAUGCCACCUGGAUCGCAUAACAUACCUGUUAUAAAUGAAGAAGCAGAUAGGAAUAGAGAUCGAUCAGUCAGUGCAACGGAUAAUGAAGUAGAGAAAUUGUUACGAGAUGCUGCUAGAGGCGAGGCAGGCGUUCAAGCGGUAAGAGAAUUUUUGAAAAAAUAUCCCAGUAGAGUAGAUGCUCGAGCUGGUGGUCCUAGCGGGGAGAAAAAAACUUGCCUACAAGUGGCUGCACACCAAGGACAGCACGACCUUUGCAUACUUCUUCUCGAUGCCGGAGCUUCUUUACGAGCGGUCGACGAAGACGGAGAUACUCCACUACAUUAUGCUGCUUUUGGCAAUCAACCAGAAAUAAUGGAAUUACUUCUGUCGCGAGGUGCGGCUAUCAAUGCUGUAAAUAAUGGUAAAUGCAGUGCUCUGCAUGUUGCUGUAAAUAAACAGCACGUUCAAUGUGUAAAAAUAUUGUUACGUUAUAAUUGUGAUGUGAAUCUACAAGAUUCAUAUGGAGAUACGGCGUUACACGAUGCUAUUGGAAAAGACGCGCUUGAUAUUAUCGACGCGCUUUGUGCUUGCGAAAGGAUUAACUUUACUUUACGUAAUAAGCGUGGUUUUAAUGUAUUACAUCAUGCUGCUUUAAAGGGUAAUGCACAUGCUACGGAAAGACUGAUGACAAGAGCACGGCAUUUGGUAGAUGUGAAGAAGGAAGAUGGUUUUGCGGCAUUACACCUUGCAGCGUUGAAUGGUCAUAAAGAUGUGGCAGCUACGCUUCUUUCUCCAAAUGGCGGAUGUGCAAAAGUAGAUUUACGUAAUAAUAGAGGACAAACGGCUUUGCAUUUGGCUACUUCGCAAGCGCAUUGGUCUCUGAUAGAACUGCUUAUAGAUUAUAAUGCAGACAUUACUAGCACUGAUGAAGAUGGAGAUACGGCAUUGCAUAUUGCUGUAGCCAAAAGUCCGAAUCAACCGUCGACUAUACCGACGCCAGAAUGUAGCAGAGAUUCACCUAUUAUCUACGGGAUUUGGCAGACUUUAACAACGCAAAAAACAAAAUCUGAAUUAGCAUUGGCUUGUUUUCUGGUAAGCGUGGAUAAAACUCGUACACUUUUGGAACAUGCUAAGAAUUCGAAAAAUAAAACUCCUUUGGAUCUUCUCAAUGAGGACCCCCAAGUUACAGUGCUCACUAAACUUUUAAAAUCAUACGAAUAUCAAAGCAAUAAUGUGCAACUUGAAAUAGGAAAUAGUUCAUCGUCUAGUUGUACAGAAGCUACGAUACAUCAUAGAACUACCACAUCGGAAUCAGAAUUAUUGCGUGAAAACGUUCAAAUUAAUUCUACCGAAUCUGCUAAAUGCUGUAGUUGCCCACAAUUUUUAAUUAAUUCAAAAGAAGAAUCUCGAUUCGAUCCUAGUGGUAGUGUUCCUAAUUUUGUUGCUUGUCCACAUUGUAGAAACAAGACAAACCAAUCAGAAAUAAUUCAAGAUGGCCCAACGGCGAUGGCGAAUAUACCUACGGUUAAAACAGAUAAGAAAAUAACAGAUGUUUCAUUGGAAUAUAAAAUAAAAGAAGAUAAAGGAGAUGAUGAGAAGGAAAAAGAAAGACAUCUCGAACGAUUGCGUUAUUUGGAAACUAGGGUAGCUGAUCUUGAAGAAGCUAAUAUGUGUAGUAUUUGCAUGGAACGUCGACGAAACGUUGCCUUUCUAUGUGGUCAUGGUGCUUGUGAACAUUGUGCAGCACCUUUAAAAACAUGUCAUAUGUGUCGUAAAACUAUUACUAAAAAAAUUAAUCUAUAUUAGAAAUUAAACUAAUGAGAUAAUAAUUAAUGUCAGACUAUACAGAAAGAAAAAAAAAUAGUAAAAGUAGAUAGACAAUUAAAUUCCUAUUUGGGACUGAAAAUUAUAAAUGAAACUCAUUGUUAAGUUGAAUUUCAAGUAUUAGUUAGAUUUGAAAUAUCUUUUUAUCAUUUCCUUUUAUUUUUCUUUAUUUAAUUUUAUUAGUUCAAUAAAAAAAU